This is a messenger RNA of Solanum stenotomum, 1310 nucleotides long. RefSeq lists its product as uncharacterized. Gene Ontology annotation, cellular component: chloroplast. NCBI's taxonomy places the organism in Eukaryota, Viridiplantae, Streptophyta, Magnoliopsida, Solanales, Solanaceae. Bases 154 to 1107 code for a protein of 317 amino acids. The transcript has 2 exons. The record is from RefSeq and is a predicted model, not a curated record. Gene Ontology annotation, molecular function: phosphatase activity.
UUUUUCUUUCAUAAAAUUAACACGGAUGGCAUUUUGGUCAUUCAGCAUAAAUCUAGAUUUGGAUUCGUCAAGCAUAUAAAUUGAGAAAAUCAUUUUUCAUCCUUGCUUUCAGCUGGGGCCUGGGUUGUUACAACUUCAGAGAAGAGUUGAACCAUGAUGGGAAGAUGCUUAUCAGUUCAAUCAUCAAACCCAACCGAGCUUAAAUUUCAAACUUUGAAUGGAAUUCAACAUCUAGCUGAAAGUCGUCGAUUCAAGGCAUGGUUUCUGGAUCAGUUUGGUGUGCUUCAUGAUGGGAAACAACCCUAUCCUGGUGCCAUUUCGGCCUUGGAAAAGCUGGCAACUUGUGGUGCAAAGAUGGUAAUCAUUAGUAAUUCUUCAAGAAGAGCAUCUACAACCCUGGAAAAAUUGAGGAGCCUUGGAUUUGACCCGUCACUCUUUAUUGGUGCCAUCACGAGUGGUGAAUUAACACAUCAGUAUCUUCAAACGAGAGAAGACGCUUGGUUUGCCUCAAUAGGAAGAUCGUGUAUUCACAUGACUUGGAGUGACAGGGGUGCUAUAUCUCUUGAAGGCCUCGGACUAGAAGUUGUAGAAAAUGUCGAGGAAGCUGAUUUUAUUUUGGCUCACGGAACUGAAGCCUUGGGGCUUUCUUCUGGUGCCGCAAUUCCUAUGAAUCUUGAUGAACUUGAGAAGAUACUGGAUCGGUGUGCUACUAAGAAAAUCCCCAUGGUAGUAGCAAAUCCUGAUUUUGUAACUGUUGAAGCUAGAGCUCUGCGUGUUAUGCCUGGAACAUUGGCAGUCACGUAUGAAAAACUUGGCGGUGAAGUGAAAUGGAUGGGUAAACCUGAUAAGAUAAUAUACAAGUCAGCUAUGGAAAUGGCUUCUGUUGUGGAUGCCUCCGAUUGUGUUGCUAUAGGGGAUUCCCUUCACCAUGAUAUCAAAGGCGCAAAUGUAGCUGGAAUUGCAUCAGCGUUAAUCACAGGUGGAAUACAUGCUGCUGAACUUGGACUUGGCAAAUUUGGAGAAGUCGCGGAUGAUGAUGCUGUACACGCUCUUGCCUUGAAAAACGAUGCAUAUCCUACAUAUGUGCUCUCUUCAUUUACAUGGUGAAGAAUUUACUAUUCACUUUGUACCUCUUUUGGAUUCUUUUGGUUUUGGUGUCAACCAUUGUGUUUUAUCUGAAUUUGGUUUUUCCUUGAACCAUCCAUUUUAUCUUGGUGGAAUACAAGAAUUUUCAUGAUCAAGUUUUAAAUUAGUUGUUGUAAUUAUAGGUAAGGUGAACUAUAUGAAAAAUGGUACUAAUUUUUUACUGA